AUGGAAGGAAUUCAAGCUCAAGCUGGCACACAGCCAUACUCCAGCAUGGCUGGGAAACUGGAUGCUCGACUGUUGAAAGCGAUUGAAAAAAUGGGGUUUGAGUCCAUGACCCCUGUCCAACAGCGCGUGUUGACCGAUCUUCCGACUUGGCGCACCGACUGCCUCGUCCAAGCAAAGACAGGCACGGGUAAAACGCUCGCGUUUCUUCUGCCUGCUCUUCACUGCCUUCUUCAGGCUCGUUCGGCACCGCCCAUGGGCCAGGUUGCCAUUUUGAUUAUCACACCCACGCGAGAGCUGGCUCAGCAGAUCGCCAAGUCCUGCGAUCAACUGACAUCGCAAGUGACGCAGCCCCUGGAGUGCCAUAUUGCCGUCGGAGGAACCGCUCGGGCUUCUGCUCUGACUCGAUUCCUCAACGGAGCCCCGUCUGUCUUGGUGGCGACCCCGGGUCGCCUCAAGGACUACCUGUCUGAUGAGUACACCGCCGAGAAACUGGCCGACGUGCAAACCGUCGUCUUGGAUGAAGCGGAUACGAUGUUGGAGAGCGGCUUUUUGGCCGAUGUGAAGCAGAUCCUGCGACUCAUUCCAUCCAAGAAGGAAAAGGGGUGGCAAGGCAUGUGCUUCUCUGCGACAAUCCCGCCAAAGGUCAAGGAAGUGGUCAACGUGGUCUUGAACCCCGGCUACACCAGUAUCUCGACCAUCCAAGAAAAUGAGACUCCGACCCAUGAGCGCGUUCCUCAAUAUCACGUGGUGAUUCCUUCCGCGGCCGAAACUUUUACCGCGCUCACGGCGCUGUUGAACCUUGAGAGCAAGCAAUGUUCCAAGAUCAUCGUCUUCGGCGUAACAGCCAACAUGGUUGCGCUUAUGGCCAGGGUCUUUUCCCAGGGUCUGACCCCAUUGCAAGUGUUUGAGAUCCACUCGCGACUGGGACAAAGUGCCCGCACACGGACCACCGAGCAAUUCAAGCAAGCCUCUGCCGGAAUCUUGUUCGCCUCGGACGUCAUCGGCCGUGGCAUGGAUUUCCCCAACGUCGAUCUUGUCGUUCAGGUUGGUCUGCCAUCCAACGGCGAGCAAUACGUUCACCGGGUCGGUCGUACUGCCCGUGCCGGUAAUGAUGGCCGUGCCAUCAUUCUUCUGACUCCCGCCGAAUCCUUCUUCAUGAAGGUCAACCGCCACUUGCCUAUCCAGCCUCACCCCAACACCAACGCAAUCCUCGAGGACGCCACGGCAUGCACAGACACGGUCACCAAGGCCAUGUACAACGUCGAGGAAGAAACCAAACAACGCGCCUAUUCCUCGUACAUCGGCUUCUUUGCCGGCUCGGGACUUCUGAAGCAGGUCCGUCUGGAUAAGCCUGGUCUGGUCCAGCUCGCCAACGAACUAGCCAUCAAGGGUAUGGCGUGCCCCGAGCCUCCUCCCAUGGACAAGAAGGUGGUUGGCAAGAUGGGACUGAAGGGCGUUGCCGGAUUCAACUAUGCCACAGGGACCGACAUGAGCAAGAGCAGGGCUCCUCCCCGCUCUCGUGCCAAUGGCAAUGGUAACCCGCAGGCCAAGAGGCGUGACUCUCUGAGCCCCGGUGCUGGUCAAAAUGGCCGCCGGGGUCAAAUUGAGAAGAACCGCAAUGGGCGAGGAGGAGCUGGUGGCGGUGGUGGUGGCAAUGGCCGAGGAGGUCGCGGAGGUCGCGGAGGCUUCGGAGGCCGUGGACGUGGUGGAGGUCGGGGAGGUAGACCCAACGGGGCAUGA
Molecule: messenger RNA, 1740 nt
Organism: Penicillium oxalicum
Lineage: Eukaryota; Fungi; Ascomycota; Eurotiomycetes; Eurotiales; Aspergillaceae
Product: ATP-dependent RNA helicase
Exons: 1
Coding region: 1-1740 (579 amino acids)
Cellular component (GO): mitochondrion
Molecular function (GO): nucleic acid binding; RNA helicase activity; ATP binding
Source: RefSeq, a predicted model, not a curated record